Molecule: messenger RNA, 1479 nt
Organism: Funneliformis mosseae
Lineage: Eukaryota; Fungi; Glomeromycota; Glomeromycetes; Glomerales; Glomeraceae
Source: the annotation of a GenBank genome assembly
AUGUCUAACGCAAAUCACACUCAUACAAGAAUCGAAGAAGAACUUCAUGAGAAUGCACAUAUCGAUUAUGAUCGUGUAGCUAUUCAAUGGAACCCUUCAUGGGGACCUGUUAACACUAAAUUGCCAGAACACGUUUUCCUCAUCAAUCGAGAACGUGCGGUUGAUUACUUGAAUACUCGUUCACGUAUCUAUGUUUUUGACGGUUUUGCCGGAUGGGAUCCAAAAUAUCGUAUCAAGGUUCGUGUGGUUUCGGCUCGUGCCUACCACUCCUUGUUUAUGCGAAAUAUGUUAAUACGUCCCACCCCGGAAGAACUCGAAAAUUAUGGAACUCCCGAUUUCACUAUUUAUAACGCUGGUGCUUUCCCGGCAAAUCGUUACACAACUGGUAUGACGUCUACCACUUCAGUUGCAAUCAAUUUUCACAUGAACGAAAUGGUAAUUCUUGGAACCGAAUACGCUGGUGAAAUGAAAAAGGGAAUCUUCACCGUAAUGCAUUACUUGAUGCCUAUUAAGCACAAAGUUUUAUCAUUACAUUCAUCUGCAAAUGAAGGUCCCAAUGGGGAUGUUUCAAUUUUCUUUGGUCUUUCCGGUACCGGAAAAACUACACUUUCUGCUGAUCCAAAACGUUUCUUAAUUGGUGAUGAUGAACAUUGCUGGUCAGAUGAUGGGAUAUUUAACAUCGAAGGAGGUUGUUACGCGAAAUGUAUUAACUUAUCUGCUGAAAGAGAACCUGAAAUUUUCAAUGCCAUUCGUUUUGGUUCAGUCUUGGAAAAUGUUGUUUAUGAUCAACAUACCAGAAUUGUCAAUUAUGAUGAUUCUUCUCUUACAGAGAAUACUCGGUGUGCUUAUCCAAUUGAAUUCAUUCCAAAUGCUAAAGUACCAUGUAUUUCAUCAAGCCAUCCAAAGAAUAUUAUUUUACUGACAUGUGACGCUUAUGGAAUUCUUCCACCAGUUUCAAAACUUUCUUCGUCACAAGCUAUGUAUCAUUUUAUUUCUGGUUAUACCGCAAAAAUUGCAGGUACUGAAGAUGGAGUAACAGAACCAGAAGCUACAUUCUCUGCAUGUUUCGGACAACCCUUCCUCGUAUUACAUCCUUAUCGAUAUGCCAAAAUGUUGGCAGAUAAAAUGGAACAUCAUAAGGCUGAUGCUUGGUUAAUAAACACAGGAUGGAAUGGUGGAGCUUAUGGUGUAGGAGAACGUAUAAAGCUCAAAUAUUCUCGAGCUAUUAUUGAUGCUAUUCAUUCUGGUGAAUUGGCAAAUUCAGAAUAUGAAAAUUAUGAAGUUUUUAACCUUAACAUUCCAAAAUCUUGUACCGGAGUACCAUCAGAAAUUUUACAUCCUUCUAGAACUUGGAAGGGAACUCAAGAGGAUUAUGUUAAAACUAGAGACACAUUAGCUAAAAGUUUUAUUGAGAAUUUCAAAAUUUAUCAAGAACAAACUGCUUCAGAAGUCGUUCAUUCUGGUCCAAUUCUUUCAUAA